Mastomys coucha (southern multimammate mouse) is the source of this 1008-nucleotide messenger RNA. RefSeq names its product interleukin 31 (gene Il31). Bases 225 to 728 code for a protein of 167 amino acids. Lineage: Eukaryota; Metazoa; Chordata; Mammalia; Rodentia; Muridae. Gene Ontology annotation, molecular function: cytokine activity; cytokine receptor binding. The transcript is spliced from 4 exons. The record is from RefSeq and is a predicted model, not a curated record.
GCCAUGCUGUGCGAGGGAGGACGGCUCGUUGCUAGGCAACCGCCAGACGCGUUACCCUUAGUGCGGUGUGCGGGUGGAAGCCAACUUCCUCAGGAUCAAAGACCCCAGCUGACUCCUAUCAGGCUGGCUGAGAUCUGCCCAAAGCUGGGCUGGCUGAUGGAGUGUCACAGUGGGAGGAAAGACUCUCAGGCCACUGCCCCUCCCUGAGAACUUAUACAAGUUCAAUGAUCGAGGCAUUUUUCUUCAGUGGUGUAGCCAUUGGACCAACCAAGCCUGCCCUGGUGCUGCUCUGCUGUAUAGGAACCUGGCUGGCCAUCAGCAGCUCGUCAUUUGGUGCACCAAUAUCAAAGACACACUUAAAAAAUACAAUUGAGUUCUUGAAACUGGAGUCUAAGGAACUUUAUGAAAACUAUCGCAGAGACCAGGCAUCUGGGAUAUCAGUGGAUGCGUCGCUACAGCUGCCAUGUUUCAGCCUGGGCCGAGAAGCAUUAACCAACAUCUCGAUCAUCAAAGCACAUCUAGAGAAAGUCAAAGUUCUGAGCGACAACAUAGUAGAUACUACUAAGGUCACAAGAUGGCUAGAAAACAUCAGCUGUGUCAACCCACUGAAUUUAAAAAUUUCUGGGCCUGGAGACAAACCCUAUGCUCAGAAAAAGUUCGUGCUUACUGUUUUAAAGCGGUUCUCAGACUGCAUGGCAGGACUGCAGGCUAAGGACAGUAUAUGCUGAGCAGCAGAGAGGGGGAGGGGCCCAGUACCCUCAGCAGCCCCUGUCCCGGGAGGGCUGAGCUUGCAACGUAGGACUUAACUCCGAAGAGACUGCGCCAUCAUUAUUAGUCAUGUUAUUUAUAUGUUUUUAUUCUGUCCACUGGAGCCUUGUUCUUCUACCCUGUAGGGGCUGGAAGUGGCAGCUAUAUUUAUUUAUUGGUAUUUAUGUACUGAGUUCGUCAACACUCCAUGGAGGAGCCCUCAGAGUCUAUUUAAUAAAUUAUAUUGACAUGAUCUCAUAA